This is a messenger RNA of Biomphalaria glabrata, 11495 nucleotides long. Its product is annotated as neurogenic locus Notch protein-like. Gene Ontology annotation, molecular function: protein binding; calcium ion binding. The record is from RefSeq and is a predicted model, not a curated record. Gene Ontology annotation, cellular component: membrane. Bases 479 to 7909 code for a protein of 2476 amino acids. Gene Ontology annotation, biological process: regulation of developmental process; Notch signaling pathway; cell differentiation. The transcript is spliced from 39 exons. NCBI's taxonomy places the organism in Eukaryota, Metazoa, Mollusca, Gastropoda, Planorbidae.
AUAUCGCCAAACGAAGAAGUGGAUAUUCUCAAUGUUUAUCAAUGUUAGCUCAUUCAGAGACAGCACAGAAUACAGAUAACAACAAACGGACUGUUCAGGAAUAUGUGUCGAUUUAAAUUUUAACGCGUAGUAAGAUACAUUUUUUUUUCACGCAUACAGUUAUUUCCGACAGGUGCAUCGCGUAGGGAUAUUUUUUCUUCGCUGCAAAACAGGGGGGCAGGACUAGGCUAUAGCGGAGAUAGAGGAGAGAGAGAGAGAGAGAAAAAAAAAAAAGUUUUAUUAGUGUUCCUCUACAGCGCGGUUUGAAACUGGGGGGACUCCGGGUCUGUACAACAUUUCUGUACUAAACUGUGUCGGUAAGCCUUGGAUUACACUAUGAUUUCUAUGGAUGUUACACGGCUGUGAUGUGCAAAACACAGUGGAUAUAUAUCAUCCAUCUAUGUCAAUUCCAAGGUUUUCAAUCGUGGAUCUGUGAGCUAUGAUUCCUCACGCUACAUUUUGGAUUUUGUGUUUUGGAUUACUAUCUCUCGGGAACAUCCUGCCUCACGCUGAAGGCAAUGUACUCUCCUGUUAUCCAAACCCUUGCAAAAAUGGACGACCAUGCAAAUUAGCGGAAGGAAGUAAGAGUUACUGCGAGUGCGGCGACAACUAUAUAGGCGAGUACUGCCAGGAUGAUAACCCUUGCCGGAACGGCUUCUGCAUGAACGACGGGAAGUGUGACGUCAUCUACAACCAGAACGGGGACGCUAAGGCCGAGUGCACUUGCCCCGUGGGCUUCGUUGGUAAGAUCUGUGACCUGAUUGACACUAACAGCGCCUGCUUCAAGAACCCGUGCCGCAAUGGAGGCAAGUGCAUCAUCGGCAACACGCUAACCAACUACACCUGCAAAUGUCUGAUUGGUUUUAGAGGACAACAUUGCGAAAAGGAAGACUAUUGCGCCUCCAUGCCUUGCAGAAACGGCGGUUCCUGUUCUCCCAACGAAGGCGGCUUCGAGUGCGCCUGCUUGGCCGGGUACAGGGGCGUCACCUGCAUGGAGGAUGUGGACGAAUGCGCCCAGGACGUUCACAUAUGCAAGAACGAAGGGCGCUGCAAGAAUAUGUAUGGGAGCUACCAGUGCCAGUGCACACAGGAGUAUACGGGGACUCACUGUGAAGACAACUACAUCCCGUGCCUUCCUUCACCGUGCCAGAACAGUGGCACGUGCAACAAGACUGGACCCUACAGCUAUGAGUGCUUCUGUCCUUCAGGCUUCAGGGGACGUAACUGUGAGGUCAACAUUGACGAUUGUGUUCACAAUCGCUGCAACAAUGGGUCAACCUGCGUGGACAAGGUCAACGAUUAUGUGUGUGUGUGUCCACCUACUUAUACAGGUCGGUACUGUGACGAGGAUAUUGACGAGUGCGCCCUGAACCCCAACAUGUGCCUGAACGGGGGCACCUGCAUGAACAGCCCUGGAUCUUUCUUCUGUGUUUGUGUCAACGGCUGGGACGGCACCUACUGCGCCCACAACGAGGACGACUGCCAACUGAUGCCCUGCUACAAUGGGGGCAUCUGUCACGACAGGGUCGGCUAUUUCGAAUGUGAAUGUCCAGUGGGCAAAACUGGUUUGAGAUGUCAUCUGGAGGACGCGUGUCAGAGCAACCCUUGUUUCGCCGGGGCUAGCUGUGAGACCUCUCCGAUAGAUGGCGAGCCGAUCUGCGACUGCAAGAAAGGUUGGCGUGGACGAGAUUGUUCCUUGGAUGUCGACGAGUGUAAAGAAAGUGAGGACAGUCCAUGUGAGCAUGGAGGGACUUGCGUCAACACCAAUGGCUCUUUCUUCUGCCAGUGUCCCGUCGGUUUCUCGGGCAACUUCUGCGAGAAGAACAUCAACGAGUGCAACAGCAACCCAUGCCAGAACGACGGCACAUGCCUGGACGAGACCGGGAAGUACAGCUGCCUCUGUAUGCCUGGUUACACUGGAACUAACUGUGAAAGUGAAAUUGAUGAGUGCAUUACCUCCACUGGGAGAAGUCCUUGUUUGAAUGGAGGAGUUUGUCAAGACCACAUCAACAGAUUCAGUUGUUCCUGUCCUGCUGGUUUUGAAGGUGCAACUUGCCAAAUUGACAUCAACGAAUGUGAAAGCUCUCCUUGCAAAAAUGCUGCCAAAUGUAUUGACAGCAUCAACAAGUACACAUGUCAAUGUGAAAAAGGUUUCAGUGGUGUCAACUGUGAGAUCAACAAGAAUGACUGCGAGGGCAUCGACUGCAAACAUGGCUACUGCAUCGAUGGCCUGGACUCUUAUCAGUGCAGCUGCCAGGCUGGCUACACCGGAAGGUUUUGUGACGCACCUGUGAAUGAAUGUGCCUCUAACCCUUGCAGGUAUGGCGGCACUUGCCAGGAUCUGGAGAACAGCUACGAGUGCAAAUGUCCAAUCGGAACAUCAGGUGUCAACUGUGAGAAAAACUUUGAUGACUGUGCUUCUAAUCCAUGUAGAAAUGGAGCCACUUGCAAUGAUGGCAUCAAUCAAUAUUCAUGCACCUGUAAGGCAGGGUUCACAGGCACACUGUGUGAAGUAGAUAUAGAUGACUGCAAGUCCAGCCCUUGCCACAAUGGUGGUCGAUGUACUGACCUUCAGAAUGGCUACCGCUGUGACUGUCCAGCUGGUUAUUAUGACAGCCAAUGCCUGUCCAAGACAGAUGAGUGUGCUUCCAACCCAUGUGUUAAUGGCGGCCGUUGUGUGGAUGGCUAUAAUAGGUUUGACUGUGAAUGCCCACAAGGUUACACAGGUAACCGAUGCCAAUCACAAAUCAAUGAGUGCCUGUCUAACCCCUGUCAACAUGGAGGAACCUGCCAAGAUUACCUGAAUUAUUACACCUGUUCUUGCCGGCCAGGAUACACAGGUAAAAAUUGUGAGACAAAUAUCAAUGAAUGCGCCAGCAAUCCUUGUCAGCAUGGCAUCUGUAGCGACCUGGUUGACGACUACCAGUGCCACUGCGAGGGGGCAUACUCUGGCAAGAACUGUGAUGUCAUCAUGGAUCCCUGCAGCCCCAACCCAUGUAAAAAUAAUGCCCAAUGUGAGCCCCAGGCCAGCUCUCAGCUGCUCUUCAGGUGUUCCUGUCCGUUGGGAUAUACAGGCCCCCUAUGUGACCAAGACAUCAAUGAAUGUGCUGGCACCAAUCCUUGUAGAAAUGGCGGCACAUGCAGCAACACUAUAGGCUCUUACAUUUGUAGCUGUGCCAGGGGCUAUGAGGGCAGACAGUGUGAGAUUAACCAUGACGACUGUGAAUCAAGUCCUUGUUUGAAUGGUGGCACUUGUGUGGAUGGCAUAGCCAGCUACACUUGCAGCUGUGUUAGUGGAUUUGGUGGCAAUCACUGUCAGAAUGACAUAGAUGAAUGCGCGUCCAAUCCUUGCAUCAACAACGGAACUUGCAGAGAUUACGUGGACUCUUACACCUGCACUUGUAAGCCUGGCUUCAGCGGCACAUUCUGUCACAUCAACGAUAAUGACUGCUCCAAGAGUUCUUGUCUUAACAAUGGCAAGUGUAUAGACCAAGUGAAUGGUUUCACCUGCGAGUGUGCUAAGGGCUACACGGGUAGCAACUGUCAACAGAGGAUCAACCCUUGCGAUUCCAACCCCUGCAUGGAUGGAGGCUCCUGUUACAACCAAGGUAGCACCUAUGUCUGCUACUGUCCCUAUGGAUACACUGGCCCCAGAUGUGAGAGCUUCGUUGACUGGUGUACCCAGAAGCCAUGCCAGAAUCAGGCCACCUGUGAACAGAUAGCCAACAACUUCAAAUGUUCAUGUCCUGAUGGCUGGACAGGCAAGUUGUGUGAUGUCCGCUCAGUAUCAUGCCCCACAGCAGCAGCACUUAAAGGUGUUUCAGUGACCAACUUGUGUAAGAAUGGUGGGACCUGUGAAAACAAGGACAACUCCCACGUGUGUAACUGUGCUAAAGGUUUUCAAGGAUCCUACUGCGAGUCAGAGAUCAAUGAAUGCCUCUCAGCACCAUGUCAGAAUGGCGCCACUUGUACAGAUUUAGUUGGCAGAUAUUCUUGUCAGUGUGCCAAAGGAUUUCAGGGCCAAAACUGUGAGUUGAAUAUAGAUGAUUGUGCUAACCAUCCUUGUGCCAAUGGAGGCAUCUGUCAUGACCUGAUAGAUGACUUCCACUGCUCCUGUCCACCGGGCACUGCCGGGCUACUUUGUGAAGUGAAUGAAAAUGACUGCCUACUCAACACUUGCCACAAUGGGGGCACCUGCGUUGAUAAGGUGAAUGGUUAUGAGUGCAUCUGUCCCCCUGGAUUUGUAGGAAAGAGAUGCGAGGGAGAUGUCAAUGAGUGCUUGUCCAAUCCAUGUGACCCAUACGGUACUCAGGACUGCGUCCAGCUCAUUAACAACUACCGAUGUGACUGUAAGCCGGGAUGGACAGGUAAAACCUGUAACAUGAGGGUUACCUGCGCUGAGAGUCCUUGUGAACAUGGUGGUACCUGCAAAGACACCAAGUAUGGAGCGACUUGUACCUGUGCAAGUGGCUAUAGUGGUGAGUUCUGCCAUGUCCAGACGUCUGAUUGUGAUUCUAACCCUUGCCGCAACCAAGGAACCUGCACAGUGACUGCCAGUGGUUACUCUUGCUUGUGUCCAAGAGGCUCUGCUGGUGUGAACUGUGAAGUAGACGCAAGUGAUGAGUGUUUGAGUAGACCAUGUUUGAAUGGUGGUACUUGCAGGGAUAAAAUCAAUGCCUAUGACUGUUUGUGUCCUAAGUCCUGGAAUGGCUUGAGGUGUGAGACAUAUGACCCUAACUUCCUAGGGGGUUCUGGCACCCAGUCAACACCAUCGACCACCAACACUGUACCCCAGAUCUGCUUGGACAACAAAUGUCCAGAGAAAGCAAAUAAUGGAAUCUGUGAUGUGGAAUGUAACAGACUAGAGUGUGACUAUGACAAUACUGAAUGUUCUUAUGGCACCAAGCCUUGGGAAAAUUGUACUGUCAGAACCAGUGGUGGUCAGCUGUGUUGGCAGGUAUUCAAAGAUUCUAAAUGCAACCCAGAGUGCAACAAUCAGAAAUGUCUGUAUGACGGGUUUGACUGUGAGCAGCCCCUGCAGACUUGUUUGUUUGAGACUUACUGUCAGACCAACUAUGACAAUGGACACUGCGAUAAUGGCUGUAACAAUGCAGAGUGUGGCUGGGAUGGCCUGGACUGUGAUGCAGGUAUAGAGUUACUGGUUCCUGGAACACUGUUCAUCAUAGUGAAGAUAGAGCUUCAAGAGUUCAUCAGAGUCAAACAAAAGUUUGUCCGGGACUUGGGUUACCUUGUGCGAGCAAUGGUGCGUAUCAAGAAAACUAUUACCGGGGAGGAGAUGAUCUACCCAUGGAAUGGAGCUGGCCUAACCACAAGACGCAGGCGCUGGGCAGAUUACAUGCUUGGAUCUAAACACAGAGUUAAAAGAUCAGUUAGUUCUGGCACCAAAGUUUAUCUAGAGAUUGACAACAGAGCCUGCCACAAAUAUGAUGACCACCAGUGUUUCGACGAUGCAGAUAUGAUAGCCAAAUUUGUAGCUGAGGCUAUUAGGAAUGAUGAUGUUGAUCUUGGCGUAGCAGUGCAACAAAUAGGAACUGAAAGAGAAAUAGAUCCAAAGGUCCAAGCCUCCAACCUGAAUGUCCUGUAUAUCAUCAUCGGUGUGGCUGCUGCAGUGGUCAUCUCUGUGUUUGGCAUCAUUGUCAUGCUGAAAAGGAAAAGAGUGUAUGCUAACACUUGGUACCCUGAUAACACCAAACCGAAGAGCGCUAAAGAUAUAGCUAAACCUGGACAGAAUCGUAAAGGUCCAGAUGGCGAAGAAAUGCAUGACAAAAUAAAUCAGAUUGACGCAAAUGACAACCACACAUCUCCUCCUCCAAGUAACGACAUCUGUUGGCAAGAUGACGAGGACGAUUCAGGCCCUCAGAUCAAAAGACCUAAGACGGAUAAGCAAGGUCGCAGUGACAUAAGAUACCCUUCAGAGAAUACAGAUAUCCGUCACUGGACAACCCAGCACUUAUUCGCUGCUAAAUGUCUUCCCCAGGCUCAGACACCACCUCAGGGUGAAGAUGGUUUAGGUGCAGAUGUUGAUGUCAGAGGCCCAGAUGGCUACACUCCCCUGAUGCUGGCUGCUAUUAGAGGUGGGGGUCUUGGCGAGGAUGAUGACAGCUCAGGUUCAGGAUCAAUAGAAGGAGGGGACGGUGAGCACAAUACCCUGGAUGUUCUGUCCAGCCUCAUUUUGCAAGGAGCAGACAUCAAUGCUCAGACAGAUAGAUCAGGUGAAACGUCUCUUCACUUGGCUGCCAGAUUCAGGAGGGCUGAUGCUGCAAAGAUUUUGAUGGAUCAAGGAGCAGAUGCCAACAUUGAAGCUCAUGAUGGAAGAACUCCACUUCAUUCUGCUAUUGCUGCUGGUGCAGAGGCAGUGUGCAAAAUUCUCCUCAAAUCUCGAAAGACCUUGGUUAAUUGCAAAGACAUCAAAGGAACAACACCUCUUAUACAGGCUGUUAAAAUGGAUCUUCCCUGCAUUGUUAAAGAGUUGCUUGAUGCUCAAGCUGAUAUUGAAGCUGUUGAUAAUGAUGGCAAAACAGCACUUCACUGGGCAGCAGCACAAUGUGAGAUUUAUGAAGAGUGCAUUAUAAUGCUUUUAAAACAUAAUGCUAACAGGGAUGCACAGACUCUGAAGGAGGAGACUCCUCUGUUCUUGGCAGCCAAACAAGGCACCAUAAGAGCUGUGAAAAUCCUCUUAGAGCAUUAUGCCAAUAGGGAUAUUUGCGACAGCAUGGGACAACUGCCCAGGGAUAUUGCUCAAGAGUACAACCACAAGGACGUUGUGGAGCUUCUAGACAGCUACAGAGUGACAUCUCCAUCUUCUUUUCAUCUAGGAGCUGGAGCGAGCUCUCCUGGUCAAGGCUACAUGCCAAAACAGGCAAAGAAACCCAGGAAAAAGGUUCCUGUUGUCAAAGAUCCCACAUCUCCAACGGAUGCUACUAAUGCACCUGCAACUAAUGGAAAAACUUCAAAACCUAGAAAGAAGAAAGGAGAUGGAGAAGUGGGCUCUGUGAACAGAAAAGGUCAGCGGCAACAGCACAAUAUGCAGCUUUCUGCUUCUUCCUCUGCACCACAGAUACAGCCUCAUGUUCGUCAUCACUCCAGCAGUGAGCCAUCCCCAUUGAGCACAAUAUCACCUGCAAGUUUUUCAGAGUCGCCUCAUGGUUGUUACGAUUUUGAAACUAACAUCGUACCAAACCUUGACACUGGUAGCCGCCACAUCUUGGAUGAGUUUCAGGUGAUGUCAGGCCAGUAUAGCAGUCCAAUUUUAUUGGACCGCCAGACUGAUUGGCCGCUUCAACACUAUAAACUUCCCCCACAGCAGCAGCAUUUGCAGCAAAACAUUGGGCAUAUAGGAUCAACUGGGAGUGCCCCAAAUCUUCAGAGCACCACUCUGUCCCCUACUCACAUGCAGGCCAUGUUACAGCGUGCCAAUCAUGGCAGCCCCCUGCACCGCAUAGUAGACUAUCAGCCCAACGGCAGUAAUGGACAAAUUUACCAGACUGGACUGCAGCAGCGCAAACUCAUGCCUCAACACCAUCUCCAACAACAGCCGCAGCAAACUGUUCAGCAACCCUUGCAACAACAGCAGCAUCCUGUGAGUGGCUAUGCCCAUAUAGAACAAUACCCCACACCACCCUCCCACAACAGCCAGCACAUCACAGACUCCCCUCCGCACCAGCACAAUGUCUUUAACUCAUUCCGACAUGAUCAUCUCCUCACCCCGUCCCCAGACUCACCUGGACAUUGGUCAAGCUCAUCCCCUCAUUCGGCUCACUCGGACUGGUCGGAAGGCAUCUCAAGUCCUGUCCCGGCCAUUACUCAUGGACCAAACAGAACCAAACAUACAGAGCCUGCAUAUUUCUAAGUAUAACUCUGGAUUGUAAAUUAAUGUUAAAGUGAUUUCAUUGACCGUGGGAGUACUUCACGAUUUGGAUUACACAUAAUGAGAGAGUGGUUCAUCUCUGUUGUUCAUGACCAGCUUCAGAAUCUACACUUAUAAUGAAUAUCAUCCAAUGAACACUUUGAAGUCCUCAACUAUUGAAAGAAUGAACAAAGACUUAUUGAAUACAGCUUUUUUGUCACAUCAUUGAUCCAUUUUCUAGCUUCCGAAGUUUUGGGACUAAAAACAUUUAUUCUUGUAAAAAUCCAAGAACAAAAAAAACGGACAUGAUAAAUUAUUUUUAUCAGAACUGUGGGCAUUUUUUUCCCCUAUGAAAGACUUGUUUUUAUCCAUGCCUUUUGUUUUUUUUUUUAAUUUUUUUUCUGUCAUAUGAAAACAAUUUUUAGACAUAAUAUAUUACACAUGCAAUCUGCAUUGAUUAGUACUUCUAAUGCGUUAGUUGUAUAUGUUGAAAGUUUUAUGCAACUGUAAUUAUUGUCUCUUUACUUUAUGUAUAUAUAUAUAUAAAUAUAUAUUAUAUCUUUAAAAUUUUUAAAAAAGGACCAAACUAUUUUCUGAUGUGCGUGUGUUUAAUUUAUGUUAAUAUUUGACUGCUGUCUAAUAUGACUUCUGUCAAGGAUGUCAAAAGCCUUAUUUAAACGAAAAGUUUAAAAAAUAAUACUGAUUAAAGCCAUGAACUUAGGUUUUAUUCUGACAAAAAAAAAAUUUCAUCCUUUUAGGCUAUAAAUUUAUUUCUAUGGCUCUUCAAUCAAGUAAAAAAAAAUAAGCUGAGCAUUACCUCAGAAAAUUUUUUGUUGGUUAGUUUCUUUUUUCUAAUUUGAUCAAUGGCCAAGUGUAAAAAAAAUAAAUUCCUAGUUGAAGAGGUGUGACACAUUGCCACUUUAUAAUCCUGUACCAUUUUUCUGAAUAUAUUUUUAGUAAUGAGCAUUGUCAUUAGGUUCAGACCCGUGACCUUAAGAUGUGUAGACGUUGAAAUAGUCUAGAAUAAAUAAAACCUGACACUGUCAAUAAGUCUGUUUCUAUGGAGACGAGUCUUUUUUCUAUGGAGACAAAGUCUAUUUCUAUAGAGACAUUACUAUUUCUAUGGAAACCAGUCUAGUUUCUGUGGAGAGGGAUGAUAUUUUGUGAUGAUUUACUAACCAUGUGAUCUUGUGUUAUUUUCUCCUAUUAAAAUUCAAGCUAGACUUUAUUUCUUCUGUUAGAAAGCAAGACCUAAUGUCUUCUAUUGUAAUAAGUAGAGCAAAACUUUGAAGGUAUAUCAUCUGAAAUUUUUUUCUCCCUAUUCCAAUUUUUUGUGUGCGAAAACUUUUAGGAAUGUCAUUUAAAAAUAAAAAUUGUAGCAACUCAAAUCAUGUGUUAGUUUGUUUAUUUUUUGUUGUGUGUAAAUGCCAUAUUUCUAGUGUUAGUCAAAAAAUGUCCAUGUAAGAAUCUUGAUGCAUGCAGUUGAACACGGCAUUGCGAUGGACUCUUGUGAAUUUUGUUAAUUUUUAAAUUUGACAACAUACUACUUUUCCCUCAAGACUGAGAGCAGCAUUUCUAAACAUUUCUCAAACUGGGAUAGGCAUGCUAAUUAGGGAGAGAGGUACAUAGUACACUAGUUUUGGAAGAAAAGGAAAGAGUUCUCAGAAGGCUGUCUCUGGUUAUUUUUCAUUAUUUUAUGAAAGAAAAAAAAAAGUUUUUUUGAAAGGAAGGAAUAUGUUAAAAUAAAACAGUUCUCAAGGGAUGGAUGAGAAAGUUUAGAAAAGAUUUUUGAAAUUGAAAAGGAGGAAGGAUCAUUACUAUAUUGUAUAAUGCAUUGGCAAAAGACUAAAUUUAGUGGCUACCAUGUUAAAAAUAAUUUUACAAUUUGUAAAAACAGACCACUUCAAUUGCAUGUCCAUUUCUUUACAAUUAUGUUAGUAAAUAUUAGGUGCUUACAAGGUUUCUCUGUGUAUAUGAAAACUUGGAUUUUUCUUAUAAAAUUUAAGUAAUAAAAGUGCAACAAUAAUAUUAUUUUUUUUUUGUUUAAAGAUGGUUUCUACCCAUCAUUUUGUAUUUUGACCCAAUGUCCAUGUCUCAUGUAUAUAUAUAGAUACACUUUGAAGACAUUGUACGUGUGUGUGUGUGUGACAGUAGAUGUUGUGAGUGCAUGUGUAGUGAGAAAGAAGAAAGAGAAUGUAUUCAUUUGUAUAAGCAUCCAUUGGUGCCAUUUUGACUGCCAAAAUAAUCUUAUUCUACUUUUUAAAAUUGGUCCACAUUUUAUUCCUAAAUUAUUUGACUAAUGAAAGUAAUCUAUACCAAAAUCUGCCACAAAUUUAGUCUAUCCUUGACCAUGUUUCUGAUUCCAAGAAUGGCACAAUUCCAUUUCAUUUUUUUAGUUCUUUGCAAACAAGUCAGCAAAAACUUGUUAUAUUGAAUAUCAGUUCUUCAAUUUUAAAAGUUUAAGUACAUUACCUUGAGGAAUCAGUUGUUUAUGUAGGUUAGUGUUACAGUGUAUAUAAGCUCUCUCCAUAUACAUCAAUGACAAAAUGGCACACAUUAUGUUGACUACUGCUGCACUUUGUACUUAUGUUUCAUUAAUUUAUAUUUCUUGGUUUUUAGUCUAUAUUUAAAUGAAAUUUGAAUUCAGACAUUUUCUCACUUCUAAUGUUUGUACAGGUUAAAGUUUUAAUUCUUCUUUUUCUAUGUGUUUGUUAUUUACAUCAUAGACACUUAGUUUUGAACUGACAACAUUUAAAAAGAACAAAAUAUUGUUAUAAUCAAAGUUAACUUCUAAAAAAAAAAAGGUCACACCCCAAACAGUAUUUGCCAUACAUUGUGUAUCAAAUUAGGUUACAAAAUUUGAACAUCUUUCCUAGAUUGGAACAGAUUUCUCACAGUUUUUUCUUUAGGUUAAAUAAUCAAAUUCUGUUGUUAAUCAGUAUUUUAUCCUCACCAAUGUUGCCCAUUAGUAUUCAUACUUUCCAUGACAUAAAUAAAUAAAUAUAUUUAUAUAUGAUUGUUAUACAAGGCUUCAUACCUUAUAAUAAGAAUUAGAAUAAUAAAAAUUUGAAGGUUUUCUAAAUUAUUAGAUAAGUUUUGCAUUUAGCGAAAUAAAAAAACUAUUCAAACAAUGUUACUGUUCCAAUGUGUUAAACUCAAUCAGUGUGACUGUGCAGGCAUUAAGAGAUUUUAGUUACAAAUGUACUGAGUGAUUCAAGUGAAUGAACAAAAAUUCAACAAAAAUUCAUGUAUUACUGAACUGAAGAUGAAUGUUCAAAGUAUGCACUUCAAUAUUUUGUUCAUCAGGUUCUGAUGUGUACACAUCAUUGUGACCUACAUUCAUAUAUAAACACAUCUGUGGACACAGCUAAUGAAAUAUGUAUGUUUCAAUUUCCUUGUGUGUGAUCACUUUUGGUAAUAGUUUUGAUCAAGCAAUGACAAUUUUAUUUUGUAAAGAACAAAUCUCAUUAUGAUUUGAUAGUCUCCAUUUUGUUCUGUCACUUCUCCACUUGUAUACCAUGAAGCUAUUAUAUAGGUCAGAUCUGUUGUCUAUCAUUACCUAUAUAUUUUGUUUUGUAAUCUUUGAAAA